Paramormyrops kingsleyae is the source of this 5320-nucleotide messenger RNA. The record is from RefSeq and is a predicted model, not a curated record. NCBI's taxonomy places the organism in Eukaryota, Metazoa, Chordata, Actinopteri, Osteoglossiformes, Mormyridae.
GCACUGCUGCACCUAGAUGUGGCAGCUGUCACCGCGGCGGCUAGACAGCAACACAGACAGAGUGUGGGCGGUCUGUACCUGAGCAUGGGCCGGAGCCGCCCAGCGGUCUGUACCUGAGCAUGGGCCGGAGCCGCCCAGCGGUCUGUACCUGAGCAUGGGCCGGAGCCGCCCAGCGGUCUGCCCGGGACGCCUGGCGUCCUCAGAAAGAGCCGGCAGCGCGAUGGCACACUGCCAGUGAUCUCGCGGGAGCCGCCGAAGUCACCCGCCUGCGGGGAGAGACCCAGACCUCCUCUUGGAAUGAAGUGACAGUGAGAAGCUGCCAAGAUGCCGGUGAUGAAGGGCCUCCUGGCCCCACAGAACACAUUCCUGGACACCAUCGCCAACCGAUUCGAUGGUACCCACAGCAACUUCCUGCUGGGCAACGCGCAGGGCCACCGCGGCUUCCCCAUCGUCUACUGCUCGGACGGCUUCUGCGAGCUCACGGGCUUCGCGCGCACGGAGGUGAUGCAGAAGAACUGCAGCUGCCGCUUCCUGCACGGGGUGGAGACCAGCGAGCACGUGGCGCUGCAGAUGGAGAAGGCGCUGGAGGGCCGACAGGAGUUCCAGGCCGAGGUGCAGCUCUACAAGAGGAAUGCAAACCCGUUCUGGUGCUUGUUGGACAUCGUUCCGAUCAAGAAUGAGAAGAGUGAGGUGGUUCUCUUCCUCCUGUCCUUUAAGGACAUCAGCGACACGCACGGGAAGAACCACCUCGGUUCCUCUAAAGAAGGUGACAGGCCGCUUGGCAGGAAGCACGGCGGGUCCAAGCUCAGCGAGGCCCGGUACCAGGGCCGGGCUGUACUCUACCACCUGACCAGCCGCCUCACUCGGCGGGGAAAAGGUGACGUGAAGCUGGACAGGGGCGUGUUUGAGAAACCUUCUCUACCCGAGUACAAGGUGGCCACAGUGCAGAAAUCCCGCUUCAUCCUGCUGCACUACAGCGUCUCCAAGGCGCUGUGGGACUGGAUGAUCCUGCUGGCCACCUUCUACGUGGCCGUCACCGUGCCGUACAACGUCUGCUUCACCGCCUACAACGACAGCGACGCCGCCUCUCGCAGCACCAUCGUCAGCGACAUCGCCGUGGAGAUGCUCUUCAUCCUGGAUAUUGUGCUGAACUUCCGUACCGCCUACGUGAGUCAGUCUGGCCAGGUUGUGUAUGACCCACGAUCCAUCUGCAUCCAUUAUGCUGCCACCUGGUUUUUUGUGGACCUCAUCGCCGCCCCUGGCGACCUGCUCUACGGCUUUAACAUCACUGUGACCUCUCUGGUCCAUCUGCUGAAGACCGUGCGUCUGCUGCGUCUCCUGCGGCUGCUGCAGAAGCUGGACCGCUACUCGCAGUACAGCGCCGUGGUGCUGACUCUCCUCAUGUCCAUGUUUGCCCUGCUCGCCCACUGGAUGGCCUGCAUCUGGUACGUCAUCGGCCGCAAGGAGAUGGAGAACAACGACCCCGUCGCCUGGGACAUCGGUUGGCUUCACGAGCUGGGGAAGAGGCUGGACUCCCCCUACACCAACAGCAGCCUGGGGGGGCCGCCCCUACGCAGCGCCUACAUCGCCUCGCUCUACUUCACCCUCAGCAGCCUCACCAGCGUGGGCUUCGGCAACGUCUGCGCCAACACGGACGCCGAGAAGAUCUUCUCCAUCUGCACCAUGCUCAUUGGGGCGCUGAUGCACGCCGUGGUCUUCGGCAACGUGACGGCCAUCAUCCAGCGCAUGUACUCACGCCGCUCGCUGUACCACACGCGCAUGAAGGACCUGAAGGACUUCAUCCGCGUCCACAGGCUGCCCCAGCAGCUCAAACAGCGCAUGCUGGAGUACUUCCAGACCACCUGGUCUGUCAGCAACGGCAUCGAUGCCAACGAGCUCCUGCAUGACUUUCCGGACGAGCUGCGCGCCGACAUCGCCAUGAACCUGAACAAGGACAUCCUGCAGCUGCCCAUCUUCGAGUGUGCCAGUAGGGGCUGCCUGCGCUCGCUCUCGCUGCACAUCAAGACGUCUUUCUGCGCCCCUGGCGAGUAUCUUAUCCGUCAGGGGGAUGCGCUUCAGGCCAACUAUUUCGUCUGCUCCGGAUCCCUGGAGGUGCUCAAGGAUGGGAUGGUGCUUGCCAUUCUCGGAAAAGGGGACCUAAUCGGCGCGGACCUUCCAGGUCAUGAGCAGGUCAUCAAGACUAAUGCCGACGUGAAGGCCCUGACGUACUGCGACCUGCAGUACAUCAGCCUGCGGGCGCUGAGGGAGGUGCUGCAGCUCUACCCCGAGUACGCCAGCCGCUUCACGGCCGACAUCCACCACAACCUCACCUACAACCUGCGGGAGGGCAGUGAAGCGGAGGGUUUGACGAGAUUCUCACGGUCACCCAGGCCGACUCACAAUGCUUUGGAUAACAGCACCUCCUCACAGAGCAAGCUGGCCUUCGAAGGGGAGGCGGAUGAGGAGUGCGAGGAGUACUUCCGCUCGUCGCCCUGCAGCCGGCCGCGCAGCAGACUCACGCUGCCCCACAUGGGCGCCCCCCCCCGGCACGGCUCGCUGAGCCACCUUCUGGGCGAGGAGCUCCGGCAGCUGGGCUCCCGCAGCCACUGCCCCUCGCCCUCCCGCAGCCGGCGGGGUCACAGCCCCACCCCCAGCAGGGAGGAGCCGUCCCCCCCACCCACUUCCAAAGCAGAGGCGGGAUCCAGCAACAAACCUGCCAAGCUGCUCAUCCCCUCCCUCAACUGCUUCGGCCCCCCCGACCUCAGCCCCAGGGUCGUGGAUGGGAUCGAAGACAAUGGGCAGACGUUUCACUUUAACGUAGAAGAAAGCGGCACUAAGACCAGCACCAACAGCCUCUCCAAAGAUUCCAACCAGGCUAAUGCUAACUUUGCUAUCAUAGAUUCCAACCNGGCUAAUGCUAACUUUGCUAUCAUAGAUUCCAACCAGGCUAAUGCUAACUUUGCUAUCAUAGAUUCCAACCAGGCUAAUGCUAACCUCCUUCUGGAGACAGAGGAAGUGAGGCACAGCAUUAACCAGCUCAACACAGAGAUGAGCCUUUUAAGCCAAGAGGUCUCUCACAUAUCCACGGAGCUCCACCACAUGAUGCACCUCCUUCAGACCCGCGUUGCCGUGCAGCACUUCACCUCCACCCUCUCCGCCUACCCCUACGGCCUGCACGUCGUCUCGAAUUCCGCCAGUGGCGGUACCGUGGCCGCUGCUGAUUGGCCCACGCGGUUAUCCUGCAACGUGGCAGCGGGCCUGCAAGCCCAUCACGAUCAUGUGACUCGGGAUCCCAUGGGGCACACUAGCGGGGGCACCGGGGGCUGGGGUAUGAACAGCUCCCGAGCUCGAGCAGCUACCAUGGGACAGUCGGUAGACGUCAACCUUCCCAAACGGUCGCUAAGCCCCAGAUCCACCUGUUUCCAAGCGUCUUGCUACCGGGACCAGGCAAGGGCAGCUGGACAAGGAGCAGAGAGCCAGCAGAGAUCCUGCUCAGCCUUCAAGAGCACCCCAAACUCCCCAUUCAUGACUCCUCAUCGGCGCCACACUGGCUCCUCAUUGCUCAACUGUAGCCACACCUCCCAAGGGUUUGUACCACUACCUCCUCAGCAAGCACAUGGAGAGCAAAGUCCUUCUCAAACCAAUAUCCAUCCAUCAUGCUCAAAUGACACCCUCAGUCAGCCUCUGUCUAGGCAUAGUCAGCAAGUUGUUGCAAGCUCUGAAUGCAAACACCCCCAAUCCAACUCUCCAGUGUCCAUCCAGUCACUGUUGGUGACCCCGAGUGGAUAUGCACCCCUCCACACAUCUGUUAAACCCCUUGGACAUUCAGGUUCAUACUCCUCAAACUCGCCCCAGCAUAAUCUCACCUGCCUCUCCACCAUGCCAAGGCAGAACGACCUUCUUGGCUCAAGCCCCAGCGACCUCCUAGACACUGACCUUCUGGACAUUCAUUGCACCUCAUUUCCGACACCAACCCUUUACCAUAAAACACCACUGGCUGCCUCUCAGGAUUUUAGUCUCCCAGGAAUGGACGGCCGUGAUGCUGGCCAGGCCCUGGGCAACUGCACUGGAGAAGAGCACGUUCACCUUCAGUGCUUUCAGGAUGGACCCACACCAGAGGGACAGGUUAGCGAGGCCCUGGAGUCCAGGAGGUCCAGCAUGGGCACCCAAACAGCAGACGGAGAACCGUUCUGGGGUUAAAAAGGGGCUCCAUCUUGAGAUAUGGAGCAGAGGAGUUCAUAUGAAUGGACAAAUGAACUAAAAGUGUUUGUCUUCUCUUUAAGAUCCCUCUAUUAUGUACAUUCCACUAUUUAUAUUACCUUUCUCAGCCUUAGUAACCAAUGGAUGAGAAACCUUCUCUUCAAAGCACAGAAUUUCUUACCUCCAGUUCUUUAACACAUGUUAGUAAUCCUGCAUCUGUUAGACACCUAUCAGAUUUACUCAUAAGGUCCUAAAUUAGCUGUCACGAUCCGCAAUGUUGACAGUUCUGCGGGUUGAAUUUUUCAAUAUUUCAUGGCCAUUUCUGCUCUGACUCAAUGAAUUAUUCUGACAAUCACGCCUUAGUGAGGGACUUCACCUUAAAAGUCACCUGAGGUCAGAAACCUUAAGUGAGCGGUGGUGAAAUCUGGCACGCAAAGCAAAAAAAAUAAAAAAAGUUGUGAUUUUAGCUCAGGUGACCAAAGAAAAACCUGUUUUUAACAUAUUUUUAAAGAAAAACAAGACGAAUAAUGUUUACAUUUAAAUGUGCUUGACAGGUACUGGUUUGUUGUUUUGUUUAUUUAUAUUUAGAUAUUCUAAUAUUGCUUGUCAUGAUCAUUAGUAUAACAAGCAAUCAUGUGCUUUAUUAUUCUAGGAUGUUCACAAUCCGUUCCAGCUUUCCCAAAUCUUGCAAAUAACAAAAACUGAAACGGUGAUAUUGUAUAACUUGCACACUGCUUCUUGUCAGAAUUGGCCAGUGUGACUAUAACAAUCUCCAAGCUCUAGCAAUUUCUGCCCCAAGGCCUUUUUUCAUCCGACAGGCUGUAUUUUACACCCCGCGUGAAUUUCAUGCUGAACUGACAAUGGCCAUUAACUUUCACAAAACACCUAUGCACUCUGGAACCAUAAAAUCGGCCUCCGCUCUUAUGUGUGAGUAAUAAACCCUUUUAAAUUGUAUUUUUUUUGAGGGGGGCCGAUAAAAGGUAGAUAUGGAUUGAUCUUCUUGUGAGUGGGGUCAGAGUGCACAGUGGGGUCAGAGUAGACAGUGGCGUCAGAGUGCACAGUGGGGUCAGAGUAGACAGUGGGGUCAGAGUGCACAGUGGGGUCAGAGUGCACAGUGGGG